Molecule: messenger RNA, 441 nt
Organism: Penicillium lagena
Lineage: Eukaryota; Fungi; Ascomycota; Eurotiomycetes; Eurotiales; Aspergillaceae
Product: Tetratricopeptide-like helical
Exons: 2
Coding region: 1-441 (146 amino acids)
Source: RefSeq, a predicted model, not a curated record
AUGUCUGAAGCAAACGUUGUGCUGAGACGGUCGUACGCACAUAUGUUUGCCCAGGCGGCGCUGGCAAGUGCGGAAAAUGAGAUUGACAGGAUUGGGCAUAUGUCAAGUUUGGGAGUUACCCUACCUCAAGAAAGAAGCCAUUUGCAUCCUCUAGUGCCUUUCCAUCUUGAUUCAAUCUUGGCUCUUGUUGUCCUCACCAUUUAUGAGUACUGCCAGCGUGGCAAUGUCUCCAGAAUGAGGGCUCGAAUCAACCAGGCUGUGACUACGGCCAUGGACAUGUCUCUUCAUGAGCUUGGGUUGACUACAACAGAAUAUUCAGAAGCGCAACGGCGCGCUUGGUGGAUGACACCACCGGUGAUUACUGCAGAGGAUCAACGAAUUACGACCCCCUUCCCUCAGUUUGACAUGCAUCUAGAGGUAUCCUAUUAUCUUCAAAAUUAA